GUAGUGUCCUCACAUCAGAAUAGCGUGAUUUUCGUUGGUGGUGAUACGGUCGUUCGUUCUCCGAAAAGUUCUUACAGAAUCGCAACAUGUGGAAAUAUCUAGCGUUUUUCGGUAUAAUGUUUAUUUCGGCAUUCGCCGAACCACCUGUUCAAGGUGUAAGGGCAACAAAUGUGCUCGGUACUUCUGAUCAACACGCGUCUUUCAGUUUUGUCAGGCCAGGUUUAACGCAAACAGCAUUCGCUUUCAGCGGUCCCAGUUCUCAUCAAUCGUUUAGUUCCAAUAUAGGAAAUCCUUACUUGGCACAAAGAGUUCUACCAAACAUCGCUAGUGCUCUUGCUUAUAGAAAUCCCGGUUUAGGUGUAUUUCCGACUGGGUCAAUCGCACACGGUUAUGCAACAGCACCGGUCGCUGGACCUACAUUCGUCUCCGCUGCACAAGCACCGUUACCAUAUCAAGCAUCGAUUGAUCCAGCUACUUUAGCUUAUUAUCAACAAUUACAACAAAUUCAACAACCCCAGGUACAGGCUUACUCUGCGGCUAACGCGUACCAAGCGCAAUUAGCGCAAUUACUCGCAUAUGGACAAGCUCAAGCUCAAGCUCAAGCUCAAGCUCAAUCUCAGGAGCAUGUACAAUCGACGCAAGCACAAGUGCCUGAACAGAUUCAAUUGCAACAAGAGGAACAGCAACAAGAAGAACAACAGUCUCAAAACUUAUUAGGCGUUGCCUAUUCGUCGGCACCUUCGGUAGCGCGAGUGAAAGUAUCCGGAAAUGGCUAUAAAUUUAACUUCUAAAAUCUAUAAACUGUACAGUAACAGUUAUAUAGUUCUAUAUUUUGUACCAGUCAUAGUAUAUUUAUUUAUUUAUCAUAAUCUCAUGCAUAUAUGAAGAACUUUUUAUACGAAUGGCUUAAUAAAGUUAUCUUACGCAUUCUAA
Molecule: messenger RNA, 933 nt
Organism: Ceratina calcarata
Lineage: Eukaryota; Metazoa; Arthropoda; Insecta; Hymenoptera; Apidae
Product: transcription elongation regulator 1
Exons: 4
Coding region: 87-791 (234 amino acids)
Source: RefSeq, a predicted model, not a curated record